CCCUAUUUCGGCCUCGGGACCAGCACAAACACUCCUCUGAACGGUGCUCGCCGUCGCCUGACGCACGCACGCCAUGCAGUAGCCUUGGGCACCCCGUAGGCUCUGAAAAUGCCCCAGGACACUCCCCCGUUACGUUAUUUUCCACCGGGGAUUAGCCCCUAGGCACCAGGUUUUCUCCAACAAACAGCACCUUGGACUCCCAAUAUAGCAUCAUAGUAUGGGCAAGUUGGCGACCUCUGCAACCCAUUCUCUGCCCCUUUCGGGGAUCGCACCGUCACCCCAGGAACCCCCAACCGCCCAGGGGUUCUUGGGCAUGGCUGACUGCCAACCCAUUGCUAUCCUGCCGAGAGGCAGUUCGCUGGCACCUCUGAAACAAUUUGAGGGGCCCAGACUCGUUCAGACAGUCCUGCCUGCCCAGAUCUGGUCCGCCCUCGCCCUGCGGGAUUUGACCUUGAAAGUCGGUUUCUCGAUGUCCAACGAAGGCGGGAACCACUGUCUGUAUUCCUUCCAGGCUCCCGGUCAGAACUUGAAGCAUCAAGCAACAGCAUGCCGCACGUGCUUCGUGGUUGCCUCUGGUUGCCGUUGGCUUUCUCGUCUCAUUGAUGCCGCGGGCAUGUUGCUCGGACGAUCCUGGCGAGGAUCGUGGCAUCAUGCAACUGGUAAUCCAAAACGAAAACAUCCUCUCCAGGUCGCCGACGCGGGUGCAGAUGAAAUAAGGGCUGCAUGCUUUACCAAACACCUUCAUUUCCCCGACGUGGGCAGCUCUCGUCGCAGGGGAAAUUUCCCGAUCGAGAAAGGAAACUCUUCCCUCUUCUGUCAAGUCCAUUUCCGUCCGUUGCUGUCUCCUGCUAUUAGGGGCCGCCGACCAAUGGUCAGGGGGCACCGCCUCUCCAAGCCUUCCGGAGAAGGCCUCUUCCUUUCAUCUGUGCUUCGGCAGACGCCUCCCGAGCACCCAGGUCGUAAGACCGGAAACACGUGGCUGACCUGCUACACCGACGGUGAACAAGCAGGCCGUUUUCUAGAGCUCACCCGAGGUUCCCCUCUCCUCUCCCCCCAUCUCCCGCGUCCUACAUCAAACGGGUGUUGAUAUCAGCAGCUGUGCACCCCGGCGUGUGCUUAGUAGCGGACCUAUCACUGCCCAGGCUUCAAGGGAGAACCCGCUAGCUUGG
Messenger RNA from Lasiosphaeria miniovina, 1169 nucleotides. RefSeq lists its product as uncharacterized. The transcript has a single exon. The record is from RefSeq and is a predicted model, not a curated record. Lineage: Eukaryota; Fungi; Ascomycota; Sordariomycetes; Sordariales; Lasiosphaeriaceae. The coding region runs from base 218 to 1087 and encodes 289 amino acids.